Molecule: messenger RNA, 987 nt
Organism: Necator americanus (New World hookworm)
Lineage: Eukaryota; Metazoa; Nematoda; Chromadorea; Rhabditida; Ancylostomatidae
Exons: 6
Coding region: 1-987 (328 amino acids)
Molecular function (GO): structural constituent of cuticle
Source: RefSeq, a predicted model, not a curated record
AUGGUGUACGACAGUGCGGUUGCAUCUACUGCUGCUGUGUGUGCAAUCGGAACAUCAGUCUGUAUUUUUUAUAUAGCGGCGCUUGUAAAUGACAUUAACUGCUUUGUCGAUCAUGCGAAGGAAGACUUGGCCGCGUCCAAGGAAAAAUACGAGGACGCUUGGCGUGGAUUCGUAUCAUCAACAGACUCACUCGUGAAUACAUCUAAAAAAUCAGUUUUCGGAAGAACGAAAAGACAGUAUCACACUGGAGGUGAUAGGAAGUGUAACUGUGCCCCAGUACCUUCAAAAUGUCCGCCAGGUCCUCCAGGUCCGCCUGGUAAUUCAGGAGAACACGGAUCUGAUGGUGAACCGGGUCCUAACGGUAAUCCAGGAACAUCUGGAAUGGCACGAAUGGCUGAUAUUUAUCCCAUUUUGAAACAGUGCAUAAAAUGUCCUGCUGGUCCUGCUGGCCCACCAGGUCCGCCUGGACUAGCGGGCGCUCCUGGUGACAUUGGAAAGCCAGGCAGGGAUGGACUCGUUGGAGCUGCAGGCUCUCCAGGUCCACCAGGGCCACCUGGAGAUGCAGGAGUUGAUGGAAAACCCGGACCAGAUGGAGCACCGGGAGGCCCUGGGACUAUCGCGCAGAACCAUUUACCAGGAAUACGGGGCGCUCCAGGGCCACCUGGCUUUCCGGGGCCACCUGGUAAUGCAGGAGCUCCAGGAAGCAAUUCGGAACCUGGAAGUCCCGGAGCAGCUGGUCCACCCGGUCCUCCUGGAAAACCUGGAUCAGUGGGAAUGCCUGGCAGCCCUGGCGCUGCUGGAGCUGAUGGUACACCAGGUGUAGAUGCUGCUUAUUGUCCUUGUCCUCCUCGCAUAACAGGCGGAGCAGCACCAUCGAUUGCUCCCCCCUCAUACACAGAAAACUUUUAUUCCUCAGGGAAAGUAAUGCUGUGUUAUUAUAAUUUGUUACAGAAACUUUUUAUACCGAUGUUUCACAAUUUUUGUUGA